This is a messenger RNA of Perkinsus marinus ATCC 50983, 159 nucleotides long. RefSeq lists its product as hypothetical. NCBI's taxonomy places the organism in Eukaryota, Perkinsozoa, Perkinsida, Perkinsidae. The coding region runs from base 1 to 159 and encodes 52 amino acids. The record is from RefSeq and is a predicted model, not a curated record. The transcript is spliced from 2 exons.
AUGUUGAUAUCUUCCAACGGUUCGAAGCUUACCAAGUUCGCAUCUUCCCGAGCUCUCGCUGCUGCUACCCUCAGAACAAGGAACUUUGCUGCAAAGGUGGUGGUCAAUGGCAAACAGUUGAUGGGUGUACUGGGGUUACUCAUGUCUCAUACGCUAUGA